Molecule: messenger RNA, 806 nt
Organism: Meriones unguiculatus (Mongolian gerbil)
Lineage: Eukaryota; Metazoa; Chordata; Mammalia; Rodentia; Muridae
Gene: Smim36
Product: small integral membrane protein 36
Exons: 4
Coding region: 52-333 (93 amino acids)
Source: RefSeq, a predicted model, not a curated record
CUGACCCCAAAUGCCUUUCUCUAGACACACUUCCCCACUGUGGGAGAGGUGAUGGAGUUCUACCUGGAGAUCGACCCUGUCACUUUGAACCUCAUCAUUCUAGUUGCCAGCUACGUCAUCUUACUCUUGGUGUUCCUCAUCUCCUGCGUGCUGUAUGACUGCCGAGGCAAGGACCCCAGCAAGGAAUAUGCUCCUGAGACCACGCUGAACGCGCAGCCUUCCAUCCGAGUGGUGGUGACGCAGCACAGUGCUCAUGGGUCCCCCUGGUCCAGAGGACCCAGCCUUCACCUUAAAGAUCCUGCCUCAACGGGGAAGAAAAGCACUGUGGUGUAAGACUGCAUAAGGAACGCUGAGGAGAGUCCAACAAAUGCAGCAGAAAACAGCUGUUCCGACUGUGGCUCCUGUUCUCCCCACGUGCGGGUCCUGAUUGGCUGAGGCAGCUGAAGCUCUGACUUCCUAUCUGCCCUCCGGUCACUCUUUGUGAAUAAAGCAACCAUCUAAGCACAAUGGUGCGUCCAGCGAGUCCAAGAUGGCCCCUACUCCCCAGGAAUCCAUCUUCAGGGACAUUUCAUUGCCUCAGAAUGUGGGAGGACACUGGAGAGAACACUUUAAUAAGAUUGAGAAAAAUAAGGCCAAGACUGUGCUUCAUGAAAUUGGGCCCAGUGACUGUAAUAGAGAGAUGAUUCAAGCCUGAGUGACCCAAAGAUGACUGAGAGCUACGCAGAUCACUUAAAACUGAAGUCAUCACCAGCCCGAGGCAGCUCCUCAGUCCAACGCAAGUGGACAUCAUCAGCAAUUCUGCCAGC